Closterium sp. NIES-67 is the source of this 1677-nucleotide messenger RNA. The record is from the annotation of a GenBank genome assembly. NCBI's taxonomy places the organism in Eukaryota, Viridiplantae, Streptophyta, Zygnematophyceae, Desmidiales, Closteriaceae.
GAAUUAUGGACCGUAAUUGCCGAGCUAGCUAGAAUUUCCUUUCAAUAUCAGCCUAACGACCCUAUUGGUUUCGAUUGUCCGAUCUAGUCGUGACGUAGAAACUCUUCCUCGUACUCUUUUCAUACUCAUCGUGUCCGUUUAGCUGAAAUCAGACACGCUUAGAGGCGACUUUUGAGUCGACUGAAAAGUCGCUCGCUUAGGCACCUCGUCACGCUUGUCCUGCCGUUAUUGUCCGUUCCUGACGGGACCUCGCAGCAUGGCUAACCAAACGGCUACACGGAGUGCAGCUGCGGUCACAGUAACGGAGCAAACAGCCGUGGUAGAUCAAGUGGUGAUCCGAUUGGCGCCGAGACGGAGAGUGCAGUGGACGGAGGGAACAGUGGACAACGAGCACAUGGGCAAGAAGAAGUCCAAGAAGUGCUGCAUUUUCCACAAGCAACGGCCCUUUGGCGAGAGCAGCAGCAGCAGCAGCAGUAGCAGCAGUGACAGUGACAGUGACAACAACGAGAGUGGUAACAACGGGGUGGGAAGAGGGCGAGAUGAUGCUAUGGGCAUGGGAGGAGGCGACCCAGAUGGUGGUACCUCAGGGCGAGGAGGAGGAGGGGCAAGAGGAGCAGUAGCAGGUGCAAAUGGGUCUGCUCAUUCCUCCUCCUCUCCACCGGAGGAUGUGGAGGGGAAUGGCGAAGGGGCGGGCACUGGUAGGAGGAGACGGCGGCACAGUCACAGACAUAGGAGGCAUUGCCACGGGCACUGUGGAGAUGGGGAGGGAGAGGAGGAAGGGGAGGGAGAGGGGGGAGAGGAGGGAAGGGACGGAGAGUCAAGGGGAGAAGACACGGGUGUGAGAAGUGAGACGGGGGAAGCUGGUCCCUCUCUAUAAGGGCGAGUCGGCCUGUCCACACUUAUUCUCUGGGGGAUUUUCAGGUUAGACUAAGAGGACCUCAGCCAUGGACUCCACUCCACCAAUGGAAGCGGAGGGAAAUGGUGAAGGUGGGAGCACUGGGCGGAGGAGAGGAGACGGAGGCACUGCCGCAGACAUGGGAAGCAUUGCCAUGGGCACUGCGGGGAUGGGGAGAGUGAAGUGACUUUUGAGUCGACUCAAAAGUCACCUCAGAGGCACAGUCUCAGACAUGGGAAGCAUUGCCGUGCGCAAUGUGGGGAUGGGGAGGAUGGAGGGGGAAAAGGGGGAGAGGAGGGAGGGGAGGGAAAACUAGGUGAAGAUGGCAAGGGUAUGAGACGAGAUACAGGGGGACUAGGGUGAGUCAGGGUGAGUCAGCCUGUCUGCAUGUAUUUUCGGGGCAGUUUUAUUCAGUACACUAUUUUCCCAGCCAUGGAUUCUUCUACACCUUGGGAUUUUGAGGGGUUUUGUGAAGGGGGAGCAGCACUGGGAGGAGGAUGUGACACAGGCACAGUCGCUGGCAUGGCAUGGGAAGCGUUGCCAUGGGUGGCACUGCAGGAGCGGGGAGGGAGAGUCGGGUCGAGUGGAGGAGGAAUUUAAAAAUUGUUUCGGGGAACAUACGUGGUGGCAGCUGAGUUGUGGUGAAUAAGGGUUUCGGGUUCACAAAAUGUGGAAGGUCAAGGUCGAGUAAUGUCAAGCUAAUGAAUGAUGGGAUAUUUUUCCAUGACGCUUGUUCGUAAAUGGUGAUUCGUUAUAUUUUGAAGUUUCUAUUGCUACAAACC